AACCAGGAGAAUCUUCGCGAGCCCUGCAUGUGUGUUUUGUUUACAGUAAAUACAUGUACGCAUGCGUAAUAGUAUAGACGGCUGAACCCCGUAACACUUUGCGAUUUAAAUAUGUAUGGGUUAUACGAAAUUAUUAAUUUUAAUGAAAAAAUUAGAUUUAUUUCAUGGAGAACUUUGUAAUUUUCUGAAAGUUUGUGCAUUCAUAAGUAGUACAAAAAUACCGAACCCGAUCGGAAAAUUUUUUUCAAGUCGGUUUUUUGAUAAGAUGCGCCGUACUGUCUCUUUAAUGAGAGAAACCAUGAUUUUGAAGGCGGUUUUUUUUUUACAAUGCAUUUAUUAAACAUACACACUAAGGGUUUUUUUUCUAAUAACGAAAACAGAUUUUGCUAAAAACAUGCUGUCAAAACUAUGUCAUAUAAAUCUUUUAAUUAAUUUUUCAUUUUGUCGAGGACGACGAGGCAUGUCAUGGCAUUACGUGCAUCAAAGAUUUGCGGUAUUUUUAUCAACAACAAAGCGUCCAAACGAAAUCCCUACCCAGUAAUUAAGACCCAAGCCUAUCAUCUAUUAUUCAUGCUGUACAUCUGCACUGGUUUCUUUGCAGGAAACAGGCCAACACGAUACUACUACAGAGGAACUGAUAUAUUUUUUAACUUAUAACAACCCAAACUUGCAUGUGUUGUAAAGCACGUUGCGUGGUAAGAUGAACGUCCAGCGAUCUGUGUAAAUGACGGAAUGUGUCGGUAGAUAUCUCAACUGAGAAAGGAUGUAAUUGGAUAAUUUGGUACAACGAAUUCGAAUUCACUCCAGCUUUUACCAUGUUGACAUUAUCAAGAGCGACUUUUAUCCAAGUGAUUACCGACAUUUCCUUUUAUCUAGCAGCAACAGUAAUAGCCUUGUUGUUUGCUCUGAACGAAUUAAAAGGACUGAAGCCAUUCAUCCGGGGGUUUUUCUGCGACGACCAAAAUCUGAUGUAUCCUUACCGAGAAGAUUCGGUCUCGACUUUAAUGGCAAUUGUUGUGUUGAUGGUUCCUACAGUCGUCAUAAUAUUAUUUACAGAGGCAUUGUUGUUAAAGAACUAUUCUCAGAAACUAAAGCCAUUUUUGAGAAAUUCUUACAAUAUGGUUGGCUGUUUGCUGCUGGGUUUUACCUUGUGUAUGUUAUUUAUUGAAAUAGUAAAACUAUAUGUUGGUCGCCUCAGACCUCAUUUUUUGACUGUGUGUCAACCGAAUAUUUCUACCUCCAAUUGCUCAAAGACAUUCAUAACGAGCUAUACCUGUCAAGGAAGUGAUCUAGAUGCCAUUUAUGAUUCAAGAAAAUCUUUUCCGUCUGGCCACAGUGGCGCCGCAUGGAACGUGAUGACAUAUCUAGCGAUGUAUAUACAUUUUCGGAUUCUCACAAACUGGCCAAGACUUCGUGUUUUCUGCCCUAUACUACAAUUAGCAGCCAUAUGUUUGGCUGCUUACGUCAGCAUCAGUCGUCUGCAAGAUUACAAACACCAUACUGGUGACGUCAUAGGUGGUGGUAUUAUUGGGAUAGUUUUUACUUUAUCUGCGAUCUAUCAAAACCCAAAGGCUAGGCGGGGUUUUCUGAGAGGAGGUUAUGAUCAGGCCGACUUUGGUGACACAAUGGACACUGUCAUCUGUACAGAGCUGCAUCAAGCCAACAGUAAACCCAGAACGACUCCGAAUGGCCAGACAUAACAGUACGGGGUCGUCGAAUGACAAGAUAUAGUCGGAAGGUAUCAUCUAAUGACCAGGAAUAUCUGGAUGGGAUCCAGUGGCGAUUCUAGUCCCUGUCGGUGCUAAUUCUUUUCGCUGUGGAUUUCAGGAAGUCGACCCUCAACAAUAAAACUAGAAAACUCUUGUUAUAUUCAGAAAUAUUUUUAAUCGUUGUUUUGUACAUUUUUACGUACAAGUGAAUAAUAUAGAUGUAGAUGUUAAAAGUACUUAUUGUUAUCUUUAUACUUUUUAUACUGCAGAUCUUAUAUUUACCCAGUAUUAUGAAAAUUAAAAUACAAUGAGGACUAAAGACCAUGA
Magallana angulata is the source of this 2036-nucleotide messenger RNA. Its product is annotated as phospholipid phosphatase 3-like. The coding region runs from base 816 to 1700 and encodes 294 amino acids. The transcript is spliced from 6 exons. The record is from RefSeq and is a predicted model, not a curated record. NCBI's taxonomy places the organism in Eukaryota, Metazoa, Mollusca, Bivalvia, Ostreida, Ostreidae. Gene Ontology annotation, biological process: phospholipid dephosphorylation; signal transduction; phospholipid metabolic process. Gene Ontology annotation, molecular function: phosphatidate phosphatase activity.